Messenger RNA from Corythoichthys intestinalis (scribbled pipefish), 2388 nucleotides. RefSeq lists its product as uncharacterized. The record is from RefSeq and is a predicted model, not a curated record. The transcript has 2 exons. Bases 568 to 1926 code for a protein of 452 amino acids. NCBI's taxonomy places the organism in Eukaryota, Metazoa, Chordata, Actinopteri, Syngnathiformes, Syngnathidae.
GGAUUCGUUCUCAAGAUUCUGUUGCCCACGUGACGUUGCCUUUUUCUUUUUCCCCUUGCUGCAAAUGCAUAGGUAGGUUGCAGAAGUUUGUGAAAACAUUAUUUUGUAUUCAAUUUGCAAUUGCUUAGUGUAAUAUGGAAAAAAAAUGUUGCUCUAUUUGUUGGAAACUACAGUGUAUUUUUGUUUAUUAUAAAAGAAAUGUACCACUAUACGAUCACAGUAUUGGAAGUGAGUCGUCGUGGAUUCGUUCUCAAGAUUCUGUUGCCCACGUGACGUUGCCUUUUUCUUUUUCCCCUUGCUGCAAAUGCAUAGAAAUUGUCAACAAUAAAAAAGCUGUCAACACAAGCCACAAAGUCUCCUCGGUUCCUUCGUGAAGGCAUCCCAGAAGACAGCGUUACAUUGGUGCCGUGACCUGUUCAUGACUACGCCGGACCGGGUGGAUGUCUCCAUAGCGUCGAGGAGCUGCUGAUAUUCUUCUGUGACGGCGACAGUUUGGGCCUUUAAUUGCUUGCUACUCUGCCUUUGAUUGUUUUCUUUUUCAAAUAUUGUGUGGGAUUUAUUUGCACAAUGAGUUUUGACAAAUUUGGGACCUUUACUAUGACACCAGUUGGUCGGGGUAGAGGUUUGCACAGUACACCGGUCUCAUUUUCAAUGAGUGUGCAUGGUAACGAUGUAUGUGAUAAUGAAAACAUUCAAAGUCAUGUGGGCAGUGAUGAUGUAGUAGUACCUGGUAGCCCCCUUGUGGAUGAUCAUCGCUCACCUCAUAUUGCUGACACAUCCGUCCCAGUGUCAGCUGCUGGUAAUGCUGAAUUGGUUAGUCAGAUGAGCUCAAUUAUUCAACAGUUGGGGCGACAGAUAGCUGAUAGCAUUUUGUCACAAAUUAGUGCGUCAACCCCGGCAGCUGCUGUUCCUUCCAAGCAGGAAGUCAUGCACGAGAAGAAAGGCAAUUCUCCCAGCCACACCCUGGACUUGUCCCACGUCCAGCUGGUCACUCAGAGAGCUGUCAAAGACCCACCUGUUUUUCGAGGAGAAGAUUCGGACACUUUGUCAAUUGAUGAUUGGGAGGAAGGAAUGAGGGACUAUGUCCGUAAAAGUAAUGUUCAAAUUGAAGACCAAGCUGAGGAGAUUCUUAUGCAUCUGAGAGGCAGAGCGAAAGAUGUGGUCAGGUUUGGAAUCAGGAAUGGAGAAGUUGAUGUCCAGAAUAACCCUGAGGCAAUUUAUGGACUUUUGCGCAAACAUUUUAGUUCAAGCCGUUAUUCAUCUGUGCCGCUUGCUGAUUUCUAUUCUACGUUUCCCUAUGUUCAGGAGGAUGCAUAUGAGUAUUGGCUCCGGCUCAACAGGGCUGCUGAUGUUGCUGCAAGCUGCCUCAAAGAUCAAGGAAAGACCUUUGACAACCCGUCUGUAGAAGUGGCACGCAUGUUCAUCAGGCAUUGUCCAAAUAGAGAUUUAGCUUUUACGUUUAGGUCCAAGACAAUUGACAAAUGGUCAUCUCGCGAGGUUCAAGAGGUGCUGGAUGAGUACCAUCUUGAAAAAGGGAACAAGUCUUCCACGGGCCAAGCCGGCAGAGUCAAUGUAAAUAAGGUGGAGGUUGCCCUGAAUAACAGUGAUGUCUCUAGUGCCCCUGAGCAGCCAGCUGCUGUGAGCCAAGACACUGCUACUCUUGAAAGGCUGAUAGGGAUGUUAGAAAAGGUGUUGCUCAAGAAUUCAGGUUACACUCAAGCUAGACGUAACCCACGUAACAACGCCCCUUCAAGAAUUCAGGGUUUGAAUGACACACCAUGUUCCAUUUGUAACGACAGCUCUCACUCUGCCUUCAUACAUUGUCGUGAAAAUAACCUGUGUUUCCUUUGCCAUGCCCCUGGCCACUCCAGUCGUUUCUGCUCAGUCGGAAUGCGCCGACCUUCAGCUGGCCAGCAGGGAAACUAAAUGGUCUGCGUGCAGGGGAGGACAGCGUGGAUCAAGUGAGUCACCCUCCCAACAUGGAUUUAACAAAUGAUGAUUGUGAAACUUUGUAUAAUUCGUUCAGCAAUAUGGUGCCAUCGGAGAAGACACUCAUAGUGCAAAACCUGCAAAAGCUCUCAAAGACUGAUAGCUUGUUCUACACAGACGUUACUGUUGGUGGCGAAUAUGUUUUCAAAGCAUUGGUGGACAGUGGCUCUAUGGCAUGCACUAUAAGUGAAAAAGUUGAUGAAAGACUUUCUAAUUCAAACAUCCCCAUUGAGAGAAAAUCAGCCAAAGACUUUGUUAUUGUUGGCUGCGGUGGUCAAUUUGUCACUCCUUCCGCCACGUAUGAUCUCGCCGCGUCAAUUUAUGGCCACAAAGUGAUAAUGCCGGUUUUAGUCCUGCCUGGUCAGGUUGAUGAAAUGAUCCUUGGCAGUAAUGCCAUCA